Molecule: messenger RNA, 1120 nt
Organism: Guyanagaster necrorhizus
Lineage: Eukaryota; Fungi; Basidiomycota; Agaricomycetes; Agaricales; Physalacriaceae
Product: Swi3-domain-containing protein
Exons: 3
Coding region: 11-1090 (359 amino acids)
Biological process (GO): DNA damage response; replication fork processing; replication fork arrest
Cellular component (GO): nucleus; replication fork protection complex
Molecular function (GO): DNA binding
Source: RefSeq, a predicted model, not a curated record
ACGCGUCUUAAUGGCGGACCUCUUCGACAAUCCCGUCGACGAACUCAUCCCGACGACGCCGCCUCGGAGUGCCGCCCCGCUCUUCUAUCAAGGCAGCGAAGAUGGUUCUCCCAGUAAAUCUCCCCUCGUUCCUGACAUGUAUGGUGAUGCCGACGAGGUCAACAAGAUAUUCAACGACGCCGACCUUUUCAAACUAUCAGAGGAAAAGAGCUUUGACGUCGAAGAGGAGAGGCGGAAGAUUGCAGAAAAGUACAAGAACAACCCCGUGCCACGAACACCGAUGACGCCGCACGAGGUGCUGCCUAGCAGUUCACCGUCUCGCGAUUUGGGCGAUCAGGGGAAAGAAAAGGGCAAAGAUGACAAGCAGCAGAUGAAGGAAAAGAACAAGGUUGCAAAGCUGAAUGAAGCCUUGUUGGUGGGUCCAUCUGGAUUUCCGCAGCUGAUCAAGGACACGAAGGAUUUCAAGAUUAAGGGAAAGGGACACGAGGAAAUGGAUCUUAAUCGGUUGCUACAACGGUAUCAGUACUGGACACAGCGGAUGUUCCCCAAGACUCAGUUCAAGGAUACGGUAGAAAAGAUAGAGAAGCUCUGUCAUUCCAAAGUCAUGCAUUCUCACAUGACCAGCUGGCGUGACGAGGUCAUGGGUGUGAACAAACCCACCGCUGAGGACGAAGACACGCUUGACAAUGGCAAUGAAUCAGAAGUCGCAAACUACGCUUCAUCGUCACCUGCUCCUCCCACUCGGCCACCGUCUUCACCUGGGGUAUCGUCAGGCCCCGAUGAAGAGGACUCGCUCAUACGUGAAGCGCAGAUGGAUGCAGAUGAACGUAGAGGAGAAGCCACAAGCAUAUUGGCAAUGGACGAGGACGAGGAGUUGUGGCACGAAUUUGGAGACAGUGGGCCAAGCUCAGUACCUGAUUUUGACGAUGAGGGAUGGGAAGCUAUGGACGACAUGGAGGCUGAGAGUUCCGUGUUUCUGUCGUCUGAAGGACAUAUAAAAGAGGACAUUGAAAUGGGAGAUGUAGCAAAGCAAAGGGAAUCUGUAGCAGAGCCUUUGCUUGUCCCCUUGAAUGAUAUGUAUGCCGAGUAACUUGUGUAUUUCCUAAUUGAUUGCACGUGA